Amoebophrya sp. A120 is the source of this 882-nucleotide messenger RNA. The record is from the annotation of a GenBank genome assembly. NCBI's taxonomy places the organism in Eukaryota, Dinophyceae, Syndiniales, Amoebophryaceae.
GCUGUAUCAGUUCGAAAGCAACAACAGUGCCUGAUGCAGCUGCGUAUGUUUUUGUGAGUAAGUUGAUUUGGACAGAAAGAAAUGAGUCUAGUUUCCGAAAUUCCGAUAAUUGAAGGUCCCCUCCUUCGAAACUCGAACGACAACUACUAACGCAUUAUAGCAUUAUAGCAUCUGCGGGUCUCCCUCAACCCUUUCCUCUCAUAGUCAUUGUCAAUCGUUUACUUCACCCGUUUUGCUUUUGUGUAUCUUUUCGUUGAAGGUCGAUCACGGAUAUCCAGCUCUAGAUCUACCACGGCAUACCCAUUUUCAAAUGGGUAGACGUAGAUGGAAGUGUUGUAGUGUAGACGCGUUACAGAGUAGAUCUAGCAGCCUGUAGUUUCAUCAUGAUGAUAAUGUAGACUCUGAGGAGAAAAUGAAAUAAGUAAAGAAAUAAAGAAAAAGGGAACAGCAACAGCACUCGUCACGACAUAUGUUGCUCGUUGAAAAAAAAAUGGCGUAGGAUACCGUACCGGUGGCUGAGUAGGCUUCUGGUAAAUGGCCGAAGCUUUCCAAUCGGACAUUCGCAUUGACGCGAAGCAGAAAAGGAAUGGCGCACUUUUGAAGAAUUUUGCGACAGCCACAACUUGGACAAGCGGCGCUUUUAUUCCGUGCUACAAAUACAAUCCUGAAGGAAUCUUCACAAACUUGAAUGUAUUGUUCCCAGUGAAGACACCAGUAGAAAUAAAGCAAACAACAUCGUCACAAAGACCAAAAUCGUAUCAACUACGGCACGAAAACCACGUCGAGAGGAACGUAAUCAUCGCCCCCCUAGCCCGCGAUAAUUCGGGAAAAUUGCGGCGUCUUCCUCGGGCGUUUCGGCCGGUCUGGCCCGUAGCCAGGUAG